Drosophila serrata is the source of this 2421-nucleotide messenger RNA. RefSeq names its product ceramide transfer protein (gene cert). Gene Ontology annotation, biological process: ER to Golgi ceramide transport. Gene Ontology annotation, molecular function: lipid binding. The record is from RefSeq and is a predicted model, not a curated record. Lineage: Eukaryota; Metazoa; Arthropoda; Insecta; Diptera; Drosophilidae.
UUUGGUUUUCGCAGGCGAGAGAGUUCUUUUCGUUUAUUUUAUUUACCAUAACUCUGCACAAACAACCAGCGCGCGUUACGUGUUGCACAGAUGUUUGCGGAGCGACGGGGCAAUCAAUAAGCGAACGAUAACUUGGCACUGAGCACUCCACUGGACAUGGACGUGGCGUCUACGAGCAACGCAGGGGAGUCUGCAUCGGCAUCGGUUUCCAUAUCGGCAUCGCCACCCUCCAGCAAUGAGGCAGCAGCGGGCUCGCAGAGCGACGCCUCCGAGGAGGAGGAGUAUCUGGACAACAGCAUCGAGCUGCGGGGCUACCUGAGCAAGUGGACCAACUAUAUCUAUGGAUGGCAGCCGCGUUACAUAGUCCUCAAAGACGGCACCCUCUCCUACUACAAAUCUGAAUCGGAAUCGGACUUUGGGUGUCGCGGAGCCAUCAGCCUAACCAAGGCCACCAUUAAGGCUCACGAAUCUGAUGAACUGCGUUUCGAUGUGGUGGUCAACAACCUUAACAACUGGUGCCUGCGGGCGGAGACCAGCGAGGAUCGUAUGCACUGGGUUGAGGUGCUGCAGCUGUACAAGGAGGACACCGGCAGCACGGAUACCACAUCGCUACGACGCCAUGGCAGCACCAUGAGCCUGCAAUCGAACACCAUCUCCCUAACCAGUGGCGGAAGCCUUAAAAAGACGCAACGCAAUCUGCGGGAAAAGGUAGGCGAACUGGAGACCUUCAAGGACAUUCUAUUCGGACAGAUCGAGACGCUGCAAAGAUACUUUGACGCCUGCUCGGAGUUAAACAAGAACAAUGCUCAGCCCUUGGAUUUGGGUGACGGCCUCAAGUGCAUUGAUUUCAAGGGGGAAUCUAUUACGUUUAGGGCCACAACGUCCGGUGUGCUCACAACAUUGCAGCACUGCCUGGAAAUCAUUGCCGAGAGCGAUGAUUCAUGGAAGCGGAAACUGGAGCGUGAGAUUGAUAAGCGGCGUCGUUCCGAGGACCAGAGCAAAAAAUUCAAGGAGGAAAUCGAGAAAAUGAAACGCUUGUCAUAUCCUGGCCCAGAUUUCGAGGAGGGUCCACAUUCCACAUUGCCCGAGGAUGAGUUCUUCGAUGCGGUCGAAACAGGCCUGGAUAAAAUCGAGGAGGAUAUGCAGCUGCGCUUCAAGCUAAGGCUGCAAUCCCAGAUCUCCCAGACGCUGGUCAAUGUGCCCCACGAGGCGGUGGCCGAGGGUGAAGAGGCACGCGAGGAGUUUGGAACGGGUGCCGAGGCCAAAAGCCAUGCCCUUUGGCCGGAGAUCGAUCGCGUGUGUAAGGAGCAGCUGCACUAUGCACGCGAGGGCGUUGGCCAGGAUGGCAACGGCUGGCAAAUCUUUGCCGACGAGGGUGAGAUCAAAAUGUACAAACGCGAGGAGGAGGUUAAUGGGCUGGUGAUGGACCCCCUGAAGGCAUAUCACACGGUCCAGGGUGUGACGGCCCGGGAGAUGUGCCAUUACUUCUUUAUGCCGGAAUUCCGCAACGACUGGGAGACUACCCUGGAGGACUGCACAAUUCUGGAGAAAAUCUCGGCUGACACCCUGCUCUUUCUGCAAACCCACAAGCGCAUCUGGCCAGCUAGCCAGCGGGAUGCACAAUUCUGGUCGCACAUGCGUAAGAUCACCGACAACCUGGAGGAUGGCGCCCGGGAUAUGUGGGUGGUGUGCAACAAUUCCACGGAGUAUGCCAAGCAGGAGUCAAAGAACGGCAAGUGUGUCCGCAUCUUCCUCACAGUCAUACUAGCCUGCCAGACGCACCUGCCCGAAGGUUAUGUUAAGGGUCAGCCCCUGAAUCGUGAGGAUCUAACCUGCAAAAUAACCUACUGCUCUGUGGUUAAUCCCGGAGGCUGGGCGCCGGCUAGCGCCUUAAGGGCCGUUUACAAGCGCGAGUAUCCCAAGUUUCUGAAGCGCUUUACCGGCUAUGUAAUAGAUCAGUGCAAGGACAAGCCGAUAAUGUUCUGAUAUUUGCCAUAGAAGCCACAAAGCUGAAUUGGACUUAAUCCUUAAGGAGGAGCCAGCGGUAGAGCGCCCGGAAACUCCAGUUUUUUAAACCUUAACCCCGAGCGUGUGUUCUGUAAGCGAAAUGUUGGAAUUCCCAUUUUGUAAUCGCCGUAAAAGCAAACUCUAAGAUUUAAUUGUAACGUGUUUAGGCUUAAGUAAUAGGUGUAAGCGAACACACACAAUCAUUGUAUAGCUCUUAGUCCCGAAACAGUCUAUAUAUCUUUUAAUCUGUAAUGUAUAUCUAUGAAAAUGCUUUAAAUGCAACAAUUGCAACGUGAAGGAUGUCUGAGGAAGCUUACCUUUCGGUGUGAAUCUAUACUAUAUAUCUGAGGCAACUCUCUCUCUUUUACUCAACUCUGUCUAAUGUAAAUAAAAGCCACUUAUUGUUAUCUCCCA